GUUAUUGUUCUGAAUAUAGUUGUUUAUGGGCUUGACCCGUUUUGUCUGUUGGGCCUAUUUAUGCUAAUAGUUUAUAGCCGAGUAGAUGAUGAAAUCUGGACCACACAUUUGAAUUCAUCUUUAAUUUCACGAUGAGAUGAAACCCCUAGCAAGAACCACGACAUCAAUUUUCCAUCAAAAAUCCCUCUUUUCAUCUGCGAAGAAUUAGGGUUCUACGAAUCACGAAAAUACCUCUUUUGUUCUGCGAAUUAGGUUCUAAGAAGUAAGAACCACGACAUAUAUUUUCAUAUAAAAACCCUAUUUUCUUCUACGAAUUAGGGUUUUGUACAACGUUUCUCGAAUGGACAUCGACGAAGACAGUGCGAACUGGAUUCUGGAGUUUUAUCUCAGACAACCGCUGGAGGAGCGGACGUUGACUUCUUUGAUUGGCGCUCUGCCUCUGUCGAACACAAACACGAGGCUGAAAAAGCUGAUUUUGCUGAAAACAUUGGAAUAUCAAGUGGCGUGUUUUUCAAUUUCUGAAAGCACACUUGUACUGUUGGAGCAACUGGAAGAGAUAGAGUUCAGACAAGGUAACGUGAAAGUCUCGGAUGAGAUGAAACACGCCUAUUGUGCUGUGGCGGUGGAGUGCACGAUAAAGGGGACAAAUAGUAACAUAUUCAGAUUUUACGAUAAUGCAAGGAGGCUUUGGAGGAAGAGGAUAGGGAGUAUGCAGAAGCUGGUAGGGAAUGGGGCUUUGUGCUCGGAAGAGCUUUCGCUGUGGAAAGAAUAUAUUGAGGCUGCCGUAUGGGAUGAAAGUCUUUUUGAGAGCAUUGUGAAGAAGGGCGAGGGUCUUAAUGCUCUUGAUGCAGUUAGUGUUUUUCUGAGGGGAGAGUGGGAUAGAAUGGGCCCUCCCUUUCUGGAGUUCGCUGCGGCGAAACUGCAGGAUGAUGAACAUCUAAUGGAAAUUCUAGGUGUAGGAAGCAGUGAUGUGGAUACUGUAAAAGAAGCACCUUCUCAUCAUCUUGAAGAUGUAGGUAAUGUCGGCUAUGAAAAGAAAAAUAAUAUAAGAAUGAAGCUGAGGCCAAGGCCUCUUAGUGUGAGACGUUAUAGGGGAAAAGCCAAACUUGUCGAUCCUGGUCCUGAUGAUGUAAAUGCAAUGGAGCUGUCAUGUGAGAGGAGAAGCAAAUCGCCAAUGAGCGAAGAAGUUCGUAAUGUCCGGGAAGCCCUUGAUCGGAGUUCAUUGGAUCUUCGAGCGGUUGUGAAGGAUCCCCUUCCCGAUGCAUUGAGAAUUGCUGCUGAAGCCAUGGCCGGUACGAGUGCAAGAAACAUGGCAGCUGGAGAUAAAAACAUGCAUCAGGAUACUCUAAAAAGGAAGGCUGAAGCCAUGGCUGGUACUAGUGCAAGAAACAUGGCAGCUGGAGAAAAAAACAAGAAUCAGGAUCCUGUAAAAGAGAAUCAUGUCGAAUCGAACCGAGUUGAUGUGGAUGGUGAUGGAGAUGUUCAAGUGAGUACUGGUAUUAAUGUGGGUAAUGUGCGUAGACCAAGUUUGAUGGAACGGAACAAAUCUGCUCGUACAUAUGAGUGGAGUGAAUCGAUUGAUGAACCAGAAGAUGACCAAGCUGCAAGGUUACCUAGCCCGAUGGCGGAAAUAAUUGCUGCUCUAAACAGACCUGGAAAUGAAAAUGGAAAGAGGAGAAAACGCUUGCGCUGGACUCCUCUGGAAGAACAUACUUUGAUGGCUGCAGUAAGGGAGAUUGGAGAAGGACAUUGGAAGGCCAUGCAUACCAAGUACAGUGACGUAUUUAAACAUAGGACUGACGGUGAUUUGAGGGACAAGUGGAGAAACAUGAAGAAAGGGAAGUAAAAAGAUACAGCGUCCAAUAUUAAUAUGGACUUUUUGACAUGGAACAAGUAUCCAUAUGGUAAAUCUAGGAAUGGAAUUGUUAGCCCUUAUGGGGUGUUUUUGGCUUGAUGAAGGUCAGGGGUCCAGGCUUCUCUUCCUAACAUCUGUUGCUACUUCGUUUGUAUAUUUUGGCUGGUUUUAUUGAUGUAUUUUGUUGGCAUCGGUUGAUUGUAUAUAGAGGGCUGUAAAUCGUGGAGUAGGGCCCUUGUUAGUACAUGAGUGGCAUGUUAUUUCGAUUAUAUUUUUGUAUGCCCCAGUAUGUGCGGUGUAGUUGUGCAGCACUUUGAUCUAUAAAAUUUAACAUUUUAGUAA
Molecule: messenger RNA, 2197 nt
Organism: Erythranthe guttata (spotted monkey flower)
Lineage: Eukaryota; Viridiplantae; Streptophyta; Magnoliopsida; Lamiales; Phrymaceae
Source: RefSeq, a predicted model, not a curated record